CAGCAAACUGCCUAUCAGACUGGAAACUCCAGCUGCUUAACAGCAUAGAUGUGCAAGGGCGGUGAAAGGGCAGGAGGAUAUAUGUGAGAGCAUUCUCCUUGUGACUGUAUAGUAUAUAAGGAGUAAUCCCAGUUAUACUUUCACUGCACAACUAUUGCAAGGGAUCCAAGAUGAUGAAGUUCCUGUUACUCGCUGUCCUCGUCCUCGUUGGAUAUUGUUCUGCUGAUGUUCAGUACAUUGAGGACAUUGCAGACAAUGCACGUGUGGUAGGAGGAACAAAUGCAGGCAAAAAUGCCUGGCCAUGGCAGAUAUCUCUCCAAUACAUCUCUGGCAGCAGCUGGUACCACACCUGUGGAGGUACUCUGAUCCGUGCUAACCGUGUGCUGACUGCUGCUCACUGUGUGGACAGGGUAGCCACCUACCGUGUGGUCUUGGGAGAACACAACCUGAGCGCAAAUGAUGGAACAGAGCAAACUAUCUCAGUGUCAGCCAUCCGUAUUCAUGCAUCCUGGAACACCAACAAUGUUGCUGCCGGUUAUGAUAUUGCCGUCCUCCAUCUGGCAUCCAGCGCUACUAUUAAUAGCUACGUGAAACUGGCUGCCCUGCCCGCUAGUGGCGUUGUUCUGGGUAACAACCACAACUGCAUUAUUUCAGGAUGGGGAAGAACCACUACCGGUGGAUCUCUGCCAUCCAUCCUCCAGCAGGCCCCUCUGCCCGUGGUGGCCCACGCAACUUGCUCAACCGGCUCUUACUGGGGCAGCACUGUCAAGACCACUAUGGUUUGUGCUGGUGGUAAUGGAGCCCAGGCUGGAUGCAAUGGAGAUUCCGGUGGACCCCUGAACUGUGUAGCCGGUAGCGGAUAUGAAGUCCAUGGUGUGACUAGCUUUGUGUCCUCCCUUGGAUGCAACGCCUACCUUAAACCAACAGUGUUCACCAGAGUAUCUGCCUACACUUCCUGGAUCAACAGUAACAUCUAACCUUGCCUGAUGUGAUACAGAGUGAAGAUUUGGUAACAUCAAAGAUACAGUAUCUGUAGGGAAAAUAUUAAAUUUCUCUUUAUGAAAUCAAAGAUACAAU
Molecule: messenger RNA, 1077 nt
Organism: Pseudophryne corroboree (corroboree frog)
Lineage: Eukaryota; Metazoa; Chordata; Amphibia; Anura; Myobatrachidae
Product: chymotrypsin-like elastase family member 1
Exons: 9
Coding region: 171-977 (268 amino acids)
Biological process (GO): proteolysis
Molecular function (GO): serine-type endopeptidase activity
Source: RefSeq, a predicted model, not a curated record